This is a messenger RNA of Acipenser ruthenus (sterlet), 422 nucleotides long. Its product is annotated as large ribosomal subunit protein uL3-like. Lineage: Eukaryota; Metazoa; Chordata; Actinopteri; Acipenseriformes; Acipenseridae. Gene Ontology annotation, biological process: translation; ribosomal large subunit assembly. Gene Ontology annotation, molecular function: RNA binding; structural constituent of ribosome. The record is from RefSeq and is a predicted model, not a curated record. Bases 7 to 324 code for a protein of 105 amino acids. Gene Ontology annotation, cellular component: ribosome; cytosolic large ribosomal subunit. The transcript is spliced from 4 exons.
AGCAAGAUGGGACGAAUGGGGCCUCCUCUCGUUUGGAAACUUUCUUAUGAUGUUUUUGGAUCUGGAGGCUUCGUGCACUACGGGGAGGUCACCAAUGACUUCGUCAUGCUCAAGGGCUGCGUUAUUGGAACCAAGAAGAGAGUCCUCACUCUCCGCAAGUCCCUGCUGGUGCAGACGAAGCGUCGCGCCCUGGAGAAGAUCGACCUGAAGUUCAUAGACACCACCUCCAAGUUCGGACACGGACGCUUCCAGACCGCCGAAGAGAAGAAGGCGUUCAUGGGACCACUCAAAAAGGACCGAAUCCUCAAGGAGGAGACUGCGUAAGCCCAGAGACCCCCUCUCUCAUCUUUCUCUGGUUUUAUAUAAAGUCUUUCUGCAGUAGUACUGCCGGCUGUCCAAUAAAGAAAUUAAAACCUUUUAAA